Aspergillus niger is the source of this 474-nucleotide messenger RNA. RefSeq lists its product as hypothetical. Lineage: Eukaryota; Fungi; Ascomycota; Eurotiomycetes; Eurotiales; Aspergillaceae. The record is from RefSeq and is a predicted model, not a curated record. The coding region runs from base 1 to 474 and encodes 157 amino acids. The transcript has 4 exons.
AUGGCACCUGUUCGCUCCGACCGUUGGCACUCGGUGUGCGUUAAGUACUCCGUAGUGAAGGUUAAUUCUCCAAUUAGAGGAGAGAAGUUGUCAGAGACGGAAAUCCUUCAGCCCACUUCAGGGUCCCUUUUUGCCGUGCGUUUCACAAGGUUAGCGAUGGCUGACUAUCUACAUUGGUCUUCUAUGGAGCUCAAGUACAGUUCGGUGAACCCGCUGGUGGAAAUCACACCCGGGGGUGUUUUACUCUCUCCCACAUCGGGCCAUUCCCCAUCAAGCCUUGUUAAGCUUAUAGGAGUGGCUGCAACCUCAGCAGUCAUAAUCCGUCAGUGCCCACGAUUCACUGCCGACACAACAAGACAAUUGGAUAAGGGAAGGUCUGAAACCCAUCCGGGAGAAGCUGCCCGUUUUGGGGAAAAGGGCCGGUGGGCCAAACACGUAAGCCCAGCAACUUCGCUUCUUCUCUUACUUAUCUGA